Klebsormidium nitens is the source of this 1825-nucleotide messenger RNA. The record is from the annotation of a GenBank genome assembly. NCBI's taxonomy places the organism in Eukaryota, Viridiplantae, Streptophyta, Klebsormidiophyceae, Klebsormidiales, Klebsormidiaceae.
CAAAUUGUAAAUCUUUGAAAUUGGAGCGGAAUGCCAGAACGGGGUCAGCAAGCAGGUGGCAGCUGCCGAGCUCCUUCGUUCUGAUAAUAGCAUUCUCAUCACAUUGGCCCAUCGCCAUCAGGAGCUGAAUGAAAGGCAUCUCUUCUUUUGGCACUCCGUGUCGGCUAUCGCAGAGAAGGGGCUCUCGCAGCGAUCUCGUUGACCUCUCCAAGAAUCCGCCCCAACCUUGCAAAUCAAUUCUUCCUUGUACGAUUGCAGAGACUUUUUUGCAGCUGAGCGAUUUUGUGACUUCACUGGCUUCCCUAGAUUGGUUCUUGUCAAGAAGGAAGCAGUAUGUUUCGGUCAUCUGUGAGCUGGUCAAGGGGUCCCCCACCUCAUGCAGUGCUCAGCAAGUAAUGUAGGACCAUCGUGCUGACCCAGACUCCAUAGCUACUUCCUUGAAAGAUCAAAGCUCACAACAACGGAAGGGCUGCUCAACAGAAGGCAAGGGCCGGCCAACCACUGCCAUGGACAUACGGAUGGCCCUCCCUUUCAGCCAGACUCGGGAGCCUUCCCACCCACUCGACUACACAAGCAUCGACCUCCACGCCCUUGUACAAGAGUCUCAGCAGCAGGAGAGGGCUGCCAAUCAGUCUCAAAUGAGCAGAGAGCCAAGGGAAGCUCCCAUGAGAGGGGAAGCCCCUGUGGGAGGGGGAGCGCCUAUGGCAAGAGUUGACAGCAUCCGAAGCUCCCACAGCGAAGCACGACACUCAGAGCAUGAGUAUCUGAGCGACCAUGAUGGGGAGGUCGAUGAUACGUGGCUGCUGCGGAGCAAGCGGCCGUGGUGGCGGAGUACCUGGAGGUGGGUGCAGAUUGCUACUCUCCUGGGGCUGGUGGUUGCGCUGGGCAUCGCAGUCUCGUGGCUGGGUCCCAUAGUGAUUGACAAGGCUGUCAUCCCCGCGCUCGAAUGGGCGGACACCACCCUGAGCAAGCCGCUCCUGAUCUUUGUCAUAGUCAUCUCCCUCGCCGUCUUUCCGAUCUUCCUCGUCCCGUCGAGCCCCCUCAUCUGGCUAGCUGGCAUCUCGUUUGGGUACGCUUGGGGUUACGUCCUGACGUUAUUUGGCAUGGCGCUGGGAAUGUCCGCAACCUACUUCAUCGGGCGGCGAUUACUGCACGACCGGGUGCAAACGUGGAUCAACUCGAAGCCGAGAUACGUGGCGCUGCUGCGGGCGGCAAACCAGAGCGGUUUCUGGGGCCAGUUCCGCGUCGCUGCGCUUUUCCGGCUGUCGCCCUUUCCGCCUUACCCCAUCUUCAACUACGCGGUCACGAUGACCAAGAUCCAGUACCUGCCCUACAUCACCGGCUCCCUCACAGGCAUCUUUCCAGAGAUUUUCGUGGCGCUGUACAGCGGCAUUCUUUUGCGGGACAUAGCAGACUACCACCGAGGGAAGCACAAGAUCACCUGGGUCGAGAUUACCUUCGACGUCGUGGGUAUUGUCGUGGCAAUAGCUCUCGUAAUCGGGGGGGCUGUUUACGGGAGGCGCGUUCUCGCGGAGGCUGAAAACUCAGAAGAGCUCGACGGCAACCCGGUAGGGGAGGCGUUGCCAAACGUCGUUGGAUCUCCUGUACAUAGUAUGAACAGACGGGCCUCCCAGUCCCUCUCUUUUGGAUCCGGGGAUGAGGAGAGCGAAGGGCACCAGCUUCUUUGCAGCGAAGGUCCGACGUUAGUAUCUGCCGCAAGCAAACCUGAAGGCUCUACUAUGUUAACUGGCUCGCAAUUGGAUGCUGAACGAGAUACUACGUGAUUUUAAUGCACGCAUACUAUGGAGAGGUUGUUGAUGGGAAA